CAUUAUGUCGCCAAUGACGCUUUUACAAUUUAUGUCCAAUUUUGCAUGAUUUUUCAUAGAAAUCUGACAUCUGUUUGAACCAAUUUAUAAACAUGGGGAACGGUUGUAGUUCAGACGUUUCAGAAAAAGCCCCCAUAGCCCCCCUUGAACAGCUUCCUGCUCUGAAAAUAGCUAUAGUUGGUGACCCUGGGGUAGGCAAGACCAGUGUCCUGCUGAGAUACUUGAGGAACCAGUUUAGUCCUCUCUACAUUCCUACAAAGAAGGUUGCAAUAGAGAAUGUUGUGCGAAAGGUAAAUGUCCCAGCCCAUACUGUUGUGUCUCUGACGUUCUGGGACAUUCCUGGACGUGAAGACAUGGACAUACACAAAGCCUACUUCCGGAACCUCGAUGCAGCCAUUGUGGUUGUUGACCUGACCAACAAGGCAACAAUAGACAUGGCCAACGUGUGGCGUCAGACCGUGGUGAAUAAGUUGACCAAGACGGUGCCCAUUGAUGGGAACAACAACCCGGGGGAGCCCAUGGUAACAGAAGAGCCUGUUGAAGACCCAUUCAACUUUCCAGUGCUUCUUUUGGGGAACAAACUUGAUAUUAUUGAAUCAGAAAUCUAUGAAGGGAUUGUCAACAAGCAAGUUUCAGUGUCAGUAGAUGUUGAUGCAGAUGGAGUGUUGGAACUGAAACACCCACAAAUUGACCACCUUCAAGACGUAGCCCAAUCUCACCAUUUUAUUGGAUGUGUGACGGUAUCAGCCAAGCAGUCUGACAACUCUGUUGCCAUGGCGAUUCAAUCUCUUGUACGAAACAUUCUUGAAAAGCGAAACAUUCCUCGUAAAUGGCGCCCAGUAGUGGAGGAACCCAAGCCCCCCCAAAAUGACCAACCCUUCAUCUAUGACAAAUUGAAGAAAACCGACAUGGAGAAGAUUUUCAAAAUGUAUCACUACACGAAGUUCGACACCACUGGAAUCGAUAAGUAUGAUGAGAUAAUUGUGAAGGCUGACGAGUUUCUGAAGGAGACGAUGGUUCUCCGCCACUACUACACAGUGUCUCUGGCGCGGUUCAAACAUACAUGCCAGAGAGGGCGCAUUGUCGAAGAAACAAGGGAACCCAGCCUGGAAGAUUGCAUUACCGGAAUGAGAGCCUCUGUUGCCCAUGGGUCGUCCCUUAAGGUGGAGGAGGAUGAAGGAUUCUGUAAGCUUGAAGUCAUCCCUGAUGAUGAGGAACAGGAAGUGAAACAGUCUAAAUCCUGGAAACAGGCGUACAGGGUGUUCCAUAACGAGUAUGCAGCUGUAUCAAAAGCAAUACUCAGAGAUGGACCUAGCAUUUGCAUAGGCCUGGAGAAGUAUGACAAGGGAUUUGACAAAAUGUAUGCCAACUUCGCCUCCCAUCAAGCACCAACCAAUGAAAAGGCCAGAGACAAAAAUGAAGUGGACCCAGAGGAGGUUGCCAAUAAGAUUGUUCACAACAGGGCCAAGAUUCAACAUGCAAAACAGGAAAUGGAGGAAGCUAUGAAGGCCGUUGAGCAGGCUGCAAGAAAAAUUGCCAAUGUUGAACAUUGGUAGAGGGUUAACUUAGAUUGUAAGUUUUUAACAUUGGUGAAGGGUUGACUUAGGUUGCCAAUGUUGAGCAUUGGUAGAGGGUUAACAUACAUGGCCAGUGUUGAGCAGUGAAAUAGGGUUGAUAUAGAUUGCCAAUGUUGAACAUUGGUAGAGGGUUAACAUACAUUGCCAGUGUUGAGCAGUGAAAUAGGGUUGAUAUAGAUUGCCAAUGUUGAACAUUGGUAGAGGGUUAAACUUUAUUAUCAGCAUUAAGGAAAAUAAAAGACAAUUUUUGUAUGAAGUGAAAUAUCAUUUUGGUUUUAUUAUUUUAUCAAUUUAUGUAUAUUCUCAUGUCUAUUUUGUUUUGAAAAUGUAAUAUAUGUGCUAUGCUCAUUUUCAAUUGCAGAAAAAUGCUAAAGACAGAAUCAAAAGUUAAUGCCUUUGUUGAACAUUGAAGGAUUAUGAGCAUAAUAGUUGGUGUCUUUUAAUAUAGUGAGAUAUAACACUAUAAUAUAUCAUGAGUUUACGCAAUUCAUAUAUGUCUUUCUCAUUUAUAUCUAUAUAUGAAUUUUAAAAUAUCUAUUUAUAAAUUUUAAAAUAAUGUUAAAGUUAUGAAGUAUAAUAGUGUUGAUUUAUGACAAUCUUCUUAAUGUGAAUGCAAUUUAGUGUUUUUUUUUAAGUAUAUUUUUUCCGGAAUAAAUGUCUUUUUGUCUGCCUGUGCAUCCUGAAAAAUCUUUGAAUUUUUCAAUACUAAUUUCAGUGUUAUUGUCAGACACAAUCUAUGUUUUCAACUUAAUUAUAUAAAUUUUAUGACACUGUAAUUUGAAAAAUACAUAUUUUGAAGGACUUUAUUUUUGUAGAUCUCCUACUUAUAUUUUGCAUUUACAAAGAGUAGCAUUUGUUCUAAUAUUCUUACAUAAACUAUUUAAAACUUCUUGUUGCAUUUACCAUUGUGAUAUUACCUUUUAUAUGGAUUUCUGUUGCUGGUCUUUUGCAAUGUUAGCAUUGCAUUGCUGUGAAUAUGCAUUUGUAUGUACAUAUGCAAUUGUUAAAUAGAAGACUUAAAUAUAUUUGUAUAUAUUUGUUACAAAAUGACUUAUGCAAAUUCUUAAAUACCUGAACCAAGUUUUCUCUUUACCUUAUUCUUAUGCCUUUUUGUGAAAACUAUUCACUUUUUAUUUUAUUUUUUUUUAUUUAAGAAAUCUGCAUUCAUUUGAAAAAUUGGAAUACAUAAAGCAAUGUAAUAUUGAUAAAUGACAAUGUGAAAAUCUAUAUUUUUGAUAUCAUAAACUUUGUUUAGUAUACAUAUUAAUUCCAAAAUAAAUAUAUCUGUUACUUGAUUAACUUUGAAAUGACACUUAUAUAAAUAUGAUAGUAUAAACACUAAUAUAUUAACCCCGUUAGUGCAUGUUUUUUAUUGAUUCAUCCUUAUAUACAUCUAUAAUAUAGAUUUGCAUUCAUUGACUUUGAUGAGAAAUAAUUUAAUUUAAUUUUUUUGUUCAACAGCACCAAAUUGAACCAAAUUGAAUUAAACUUUAAUAAGUUGUGCACUGGUUAUGGUUAGGCUAGUUUGUAUAUUAAAAUCAAUUGUUUGGUUAAUAGUAUUUUUUUUAUAAAUAUUUACAACGGAACAGAUAUUGGCUAAUAAAUGUUUUAAUUUAGCCAUUCAGGAAUAGUUGUUAUUUGGUAAACAAAGAUCAACGGUUACUUAUUUAUUAAUGUACAUAGGAUAUUUCUUUUUUACUUCAUUCAACUAUUCUGUAUAACUUUUGUUUUGACUAUGUACCUUUCUAAUCCAUUUGGGAUUACACGAAUGUACUGUAUGUAUGGUAUGCAAUGUGUCUUAUAGUUUCAUGUAUCAAUGGAACACUAUUUGAAUUCCAUCUUUGAAAGCAGCGCAGCAUAUAACUGAUAUACACUAUUUAAAGCGUCAACUUGUACCUUAUUGAAGAGUUUUUGCCUUAUGCAUUAAAACUCUUAUCAGACCGACAGUAAGUAACAGCUAAUUACAACGAUAUUUCUGUAUAUCAAUGAAACUUCUUGAACGAUCAGACAGACAAUAUCGUACAAAAUGCUCAAGCUACUAGAUCCAACCCCCUGAUGAGUCAAAUUAUACAUAACUCGUGCUUCAUGCUCGUUAUGUUUUUUUAUUACUCCGGUAGUGGGUGCAGUAACUAUAACAUAGUUCACUCAUACGCACAGGGUUCAGAAUGUAGAGAAAUCAGCUGUCUAUAUGCUUAUCAAAUAUUGCUCUCCCUGAGCCAUUUUCUGACCACUGCGCAAGAGUAAGUUCAAAAGUGGUUCUGCAAGAAUAUAUUCAGUUAUUUUCUAGUGUCUUGCCAUUACAUGCAUGUCUUGUUUUCCACAUUUACUCAUGUUUUGGAGCUGGACUUCACCUGUGAUAUGAUUUAAUUUUCUUACACUGUUAAAUAGUAUUUACAGAAUAAACAUUUCUACUAUACUCUAAAA
Molecule: messenger RNA, 4001 nt
Organism: Mya arenaria
Lineage: Eukaryota; Metazoa; Mollusca; Bivalvia; Myida; Myidae
Exons: 12
Coding region: 93-1556 (487 amino acids)
Molecular function (GO): GTPase activity; GTP binding
Source: RefSeq, a predicted model, not a curated record